GUGGCUUCGGGCGCAGCGAGCGGUGGCGGGGGUGCUCCCGGUGCCCCCCGCCCCCCGGAAAUGGGACGGAGUCGUCCGCCUCACCGAAAACGCCGAGCCUCCAGACACUGACCCUGUUUCAUUGAGACCUCAAGGCCCGAGAUAUAAUGAGUUAACUGAGAGGUAGCCGGGGAAAUCCACGUGCGCAUGGUCGCCCCGUGGCAGAGCCAGUGCUGGACUCCCUGCUGCCUGGGCCCUGGAGCAGACUAUGCAGACCGCGCCGCCCCAGUCAGCGAGGUCCACCCAACCAGAGGAGCCCUCUGCUCCGGUGAUCCCCGGUGGCUGCGGCCUGCACUCCAUCACAUCCGCUUCCAAACCAGCUACUGAGGGCUCUUUUAUGGUUUACUUUCCUGCUCGUCAGAAAAGAUUUUUAUUAUCUUCAUUUUCACAGAGUGGAAAAACCGUUUUGGCCAACUUCCUGACAGAAUCUUCUGACAUCACUGAAUACAACCCAACCCAAGGAGUGAGGAUCCUGGAAUUCGAGAACCCACACGUUGCCAGCAACAACAAAGGCACGGGGUGCGAAUUUGAGCUAUGGGAUUGUGGCGGCGAUCCAAAGUUCGAAUCUUGCUGGCCAGCCCUGAUGAAGGACUGUCAUGGAGUGGUGAUUGUCUUCAACGCAGACAUCCCAAGCCACCUGAAGGAAAUUGAGAUGUGGUAUUCCUGCUUUGUUCAACAGCAGUUCUUACAGGAUACUCAGUGUCUGUUGAUUGCACACCACAAACCAGGCUCUGGAAGUGAGAAAGGAAGCCUGUCUUUGUCACCACCCUUGAACAAGCUGAAGCUGGUGCACUCGAAUCUUGAGGAUGACCCUGAAGAGAUCCGGAUGGAAUUCAUGAAAUAUUUAAAAAGCAUCAUCAACUCCAUGUCUGAGAGCAGAGACCGGGAGGAGAUGUCCAUUAUUACCUAACUAGCCUUUACCUGGACUCUUCCUCAUCCCUAGUGAGGUCAACUUCUUCCCCAGCACAGGUCCAAAACCUUACCGGGUACUGAUGUUUUCUUCUCCCGUGGCUCUAGAAGAAACUGUGUCUGCCUUCUCGAAAGUACCAGUCACCGAGGGAGUUGAAGCAUUCCAUCUCUUCUCUGUCUGAACCGAGCCCUGUAUCUCCCCAGGAGAGGGCUUUGGUGUUUACUAAUAUAGUUUUUGUGGUGGCUUUACAGACCAUGAUGACCAUGAAUAGUGGGAACCCACUGUAUCUCCGCCUCUUGCAUUUAAAUGUUUUCAGGUUAGUUCAGUCUCUAAUAAAUAUUUAAUUAAUUCAAGAUUAUAAUCCACUUCCUCCGCAUGCUCUGUAACACGGUAUCAGAGUGUCUGGACAGUGUUUGUGCCCUUGUUGGGUGGGGCAACUGUUCCAAGGGCAGGUCCUCUGGUUCCCCCCUGACCUCUGUCAAGAUGUCAGUGGCCACCCUACUGGAAUCUCCCGCCCGGUGGGAGACUGGUGAGGCCUGUAGCAUGGGCUCUCCCCAUGGAAGCAGCGGUCCCAGACUGAGUCGGCCCCAUCCUGGCAGGGCCGGCCCUGCACAUCUCUGCCAGCCAUUCGUGUCCCCCACCCGUCCCUGGUCUCUGUGUGUCUGUACGGCAGGGUCACUUUACCCUGUGCCAUAGUGACCUGUCCAGUCAUUUCUCCGUGCUCAGCUUACUGGGAGAAAAACAUGAUUUGGGGUGGGGAGAUACUGAGAAUAUGGCAGGUGAAUAUUUUCAGAAUAUUACCCCCAUUACAAUAGUAAGAAAUGCAAUGAUACUUUCAUUAUAAACCUACAGGAAGGUUUACUUAAUCACUUAUGAUAUUUAUAAAAUUUUCACAAUACCAUUAUCCUUUUUUAAUUGUAAAAUAUACAUAACAUGAAAUUUACCAUUUUGGCCAUUUCCACGUGUACAUUCUGGCACUACGUGCAUUCACACCGGUGCCGUGCAGCCCUCACCGCCGUCCACCCCUGCGGCAUUCUCGUCGUCCCAGGCUGAAACGCUGCACUAACUCUUCAUUCGCACUCCCUCCGCCCCGGGCAGCCACCGUUCUGCUCUCUGGCUCUGUGAGUGUGACCACUCUGGCGCCUCGUGUGAGUGGGAUCACAGUGUUUGUCCUUCGGUGACUGGCUUACUUCCCUUUCACAGUGUCCCCAAGGCUCAUCCAUGUCGUAGCAGUGUCAGAACGUCCUUCCAUGGUGAGGCUGAAUCCUGUCCCACUGUGUGUGUGGACCACAUUUUGUGUGUCUAUUCAUCUGUUGAUGGACAUUUGGGGCGUUUCUACCUUUUGGCUGUUGUAAUUUGCUAGGAACAUUGGUGUACAGUUCACCUAAGAUGUUUUUGAAGAACGGUAGCAUUUAACUUCUCUAAUAUUUCACUGUUAUUUAGAUAUCCUUGAUAUCUGGAUACUACACAAAGUAGAAUACAUAUAUAUCUUCUAAAAAGUAAUUUAUGACCCCUGGGGAAUUUAAUUCUUAAAUAUUACUUCAUGUCAUUUUUAAAAAGCAACAUAACCCUGACCACUGUGGCUCAGUUUUGCAAAGUGAAGGGUCACCAGUUGAAUUCCUGGUCAGGACACAUGAGUUUGGUCCCCGGCUGUGGUGUGUAUAAGAGGCAAUAGAUCAGUGUUUCUCUCUCACUUCAAUCCCUCUUGCCCUCUUUCUCCUUCCCUUCCCCUCUCUCUAAAACAUGAAAUAAAAGCAAUAUAAUGUUGUA
Artibeus jamaicensis (Jamaican fruit-eating bat) is the source of this 2719-nucleotide messenger RNA. RefSeq names its product intraflagellar transport 22 (gene IFT22). The coding region runs from base 248 to 949 and encodes 233 amino acids. Gene Ontology annotation, molecular function: GTPase activity. The record is from RefSeq and is a predicted model, not a curated record. Gene Ontology annotation, biological process: intracellular protein transport. NCBI's taxonomy places the organism in Eukaryota, Metazoa, Chordata, Mammalia, Chiroptera, Phyllostomidae. The transcript has 5 exons. Gene Ontology annotation, cellular component: endomembrane system.